Molecule: messenger RNA, 765 nt
Organism: Meloidogyne enterolobii
Lineage: Eukaryota; Metazoa; Nematoda; Chromadorea; Rhabditida; Meloidogynidae
Source: the annotation of a GenBank genome assembly
AUGAUAUUUAUGGGUAGUAUCUUCAUAUAUCUUUGCCUACAAAUUGUGCUAAAGUGGAUGUUAUUUUGGGUUAAACCUGAGACGAUUUUUGGUCGCCAAUAUCCGGGUUCGCAUUGCGCACCUUCUUUAUUGUCAUUUCUUGAAGCAAUACUUGUUAUCAUUGCUGUUCUUUGUAUACCUAUAAUGUUGUUUGGCAAACCGAUACAUAUUUUGAUGCAUCAACGAAGGGCAAAACGUGCUGUUUCUGAUAACAUGUAUGUACUUGGCUGUGUCUCCCAUACUGCUUCUUAUCUUAGACUAUGGGCUUUGUCGCUUGCACACGCACAGCUCUCGGAAGUUCUUUGGGACAUGGUGUUGGAGAACGCCUUUGCAUUUAACGACAUCAAAGGUUACAUCGCACUUUACGCAAUAUUUUUUGCAUUUGGGGUACUCACCUUCUCCAUACUUGUGCUUAUGGAGGGGCUUUCUGCUUUUUUACAUGCCUUACGUCUACACUGGGUUGAAUUUCAAAGCAAAUUUUACCUUGGACAAGGCUAUAUAUUUGCGCCUUUCUUUUUUAAAGAUAUUCUACAAAGGGCAUCAGUUGCUGAAAUGGCCUAAAACUUAAAAGAAUUCUAAUCAGUCACUUUCAAAAUCAACCCUUUCAAUGCAAAUAUAAAUGUUUUUAAUUAUUGGAGGGAUCUCCAAGUCUAUUUAGAUUUUUAUUUCAUUAGUACUCAUAUGUUCACUCAUUUACUAAAUUCAAAUAGGUUUUCACUUAAUCCG